This is a messenger RNA of Closterium sp. Naga37s-1, 1827 nucleotides long. The record is from the annotation of a GenBank genome assembly. NCBI's taxonomy places the organism in Eukaryota, Viridiplantae, Streptophyta, Zygnematophyceae, Desmidiales, Closteriaceae.
CAGCUUCGUGAGUGGUACUCUCGGCGAUGUCGAGGUGCUGCUGGUGCUGGAGCUGAUGGAGCUGCUGGAGGUGCUGCUGGAGCUGCUGGAGGUGCUGCUGGUGCUGGAGCUGCUGGAGGUGCUACUGGUGCUGGAGGUGCUGCUGGUGCUGGUGCUGCUGGAGCUGCUGGAGGUGCUGCUGGAGCUGCUGGAGGUGCUGCUGGUGCUGGAGGUGCUGCUGGUGCUGGAGCUGCUGGAGCUGCUGGAGGUGCUGCUGGUGCUGGAUCUGCUGGAGCUGCUGGAGGUGCUGCUGGGACUGGAGGUGCUGCUGGGACUGGAGACCCUGGGGCUGAGGGUACCGGUUCUGUCUCUGCUGUUUCUGGAGGCGCUGCGCGGCCGCGGCCGUACUACGUUCCACUCCUUCACCAGCGUCGUGAGCCUGAGUCACGUUCUGCGUCGCCUGUCCGUACUGUUCGCGCUGGUCGUGUUUCGCGUCCUCCUAUCCCUGGCACUCACUCUAUGACUCUGCGUCCUUCCACUGCUCCCAAACUUGUCCCUCUGCCGUCUCCUCCUGCGUCCUCUCUUCCUGCUGGUCUGGACCCUGCGUCUGACUCCCUACGUGCUGCUAGUCCAGCAGUCAAGCGCUUUCUAGCCACUGCUGUCACUGACCCUUUGUUUGAGUCCACUGUUGCGUCUGCUCUUGUUACUGAGCUUGUUGACUUUGCUGCAGCCUGUCGCCUAGACUACGCCACUAGUCUUGUUGCUGAGUCUGCGUCUGCGUCUUGGCAGGCAGCCAUGGACGCCGAGAUGGCUUCCUGGAAGUCCACAGGCACCUACGUAGACGAGGUUCCCCCACCUGGGGCGAACAUCGUCAGUGGCAUGUGGAUCUUCAGGGUGAAGCGGCCGCCGGGUUCUUCGCCUGCCUUCAAGGCGUGUUACGUUGCACGUGGCUUCAGACAGGGACAGGGAGUUGACUUCUUUCAGACCUUCUCCCCUACCCCGAAGAUGACCACUCUUCGGGUACUGCUGCAUGUUGCUGCUCAGCGUGACUACGAGCUCCACUCGCUUCACUUCAGCACAGCCUUCCUACAGGGCAGCCUGCACCAGGAGAUCUGGCUGCGCCGCCCACCUGGCUUGACUGGGUCGUUUCCUGCUGGUACCCAGUGGAGCCUCCGGCAGCCAGUCUACAGUCUCCGCCAGGCACCCCGUGAGUGGCACGACACACUCAAGACGACUCUUGCUGCUCUUGGUUUUGCUCCUUCCACUUCUGACCCUUCUCUGUUUUUACGCACUGACACUACUCUGCCGUCGUUCUACGUUCUCGUGUACGUAGACGACCUCGUCUUUGCUACUGCUAACACUGAGGCACUCGCCCACGUGAAGUCCGAGCUGCAGAAGAGACACACGUGCAUAGACCUGGGUGAGCUGACAAGCUAUCUUGGCUUGCGGAUCACCCGGGACAGAGCACAACGCACCAUUACCUUGACUCAGUCACACAUGGUGCAGCAGGUCCUUCAGCGCUUCGGCUUCACGUACUCCUCGCCACAGUCCACUCCUCUGCCUACCGGUCACUCGCUCUCAGCUCCACCUUCGGACGAGUCCGUAGAGCCGAGUGGCCCGUAUCCAGAGCUUGUGCGCUGCCUCAUGUACCUGAUGACUUGCACACGACCUGACCUCGCAUACCCUCUCAGCCUUCUGGCUCGCUACGUGGCUCCCGGUAGGCACCGAAAGGUGCACUGGGAUGCUGCGAAGAGGGUGUUGCGAUACUUGUGCAGUACAUCGGGCAUGGGGCUCGUGCUUGGAGGACGGGCUCGAGUUGUCCUCGCUGGUCACGCAGAUGCCUCCUAG